Messenger RNA from Mercenaria mercenaria, 1039 nucleotides. RefSeq names its product cubilin-like. Bases 133 to 945 code for a protein of 270 amino acids. The transcript has 6 exons. Gene Ontology annotation, molecular function: protein binding. NCBI's taxonomy places the organism in Eukaryota, Metazoa, Mollusca, Bivalvia, Venerida, Veneridae. The record is from RefSeq and is a predicted model, not a curated record.
GGUAGUAUUGUAGUAUUGAUAAAACUAAAAUAAUUAUUAAAUAUAGAGGAUAUCUCGUAUACAUAAAGUCGGAGUUUCAGGUGGUCAAUUAAAAGCUGAAGCUUCUCUAUAAUUAUCAGGAUUAGAAUCGUCAUGAAGUACCAACUAUUCUGUAUAUUUCUGUCGAUUCUCGGUCAUUAUGCGGCUGCCAUAACCUACGAGUACAUGGACGAGAUAUGUAACCAGGACAUUGACUUAGGACUGUUUGAUUCAGUGAGGUUGAAGCUUACUUCCAGCACCUGGUACAAAAGAAACAUGAACUGUUAUAUCCGAGUUAAAACAGACUCUCUCAGCAGAAUCAUGUUUUACUUCAAGAAUUUCGAUGUGGAUUCGACCUUAUCAUCAUGCACAAAUGACUGGUUGGAGGUACGGGAUGGUGAAUUUUCAACGUCUUCAUAUGUCUCUGGUUUGUACGGGAAGCAGUGUGGGUAUUACAUGAGCAGUACAGUGCGUAAGACUUCAGGAAACUAUCUGUAUCUUAAAUUUGUCAGCGACAGUUCUGUCUCGUACGAUAGUGGUUUCGACAUGGUUCUCACAAGUUACCAUACAGGUUUGUGUUAUUCCUACGAGUAUUCCUGUGAUAAUGGCCGCUGUAUCUCGGACAGUUUGACGUGUAACGGUUACAACCCAUGUGGGGAUUAUUCCGACUGUAGCGUCAUCAUUGCUGGUGGCGCCAUCGCUGGCAUUGCCAUUGGAUCAGUCGUCUUUGUAACAAUUUUGUCAGUAGUUAUUGUGAUAAUGUGUCGCCGGCGUAGACUAGCAUAUGUCGGGACCGCUGUUCAUCAGCCGGUUAAUGUGGUGGCGACAACAACAGGGUAUAAUCAACCAGUACCUCAACAGUACCCACCGCAGUACAUUCCUCAGCCCCAACAGGCAUAUCCUGCCGGUCAAUACCCACAAUACUGAAAGGAUCAGAAAUUAAUGAUUGUGUAUCAAUAAUAAAAGUAAAAUCGAAGCAUUGAUUGCUUCGUUUUAGACAUUAAAAAUCAGUUUUUCUUUA